CCUGUGCGCGCUCGGGCCCGUCCCGCCCAUUCCUUCGGCCUCCCCGGGUGGGGCGUUGCCAGUCGCGUUCCCGAUAGUGUCUGGGGGCCGGGGCAGGAGGCUGGCGGCACCAAUCGGAGCUGAGCUCUGCGCGGCGUCCCUUGCGUCAUCGCCGGCACGCCUGCCCUCGGCCUAUCGGGCGUGGCUGUUAGUGGGUCACCCAAUCACCGUGCCCGGAUGGGUCAAGGGGGCGUUUUCCUUGCUGCCAAUCAGCGCACCAGGGGGUGGAACUUGUGGGCGCGAGGCGGGGGUGGAUGCUGUGCGGCAGUGCGGGUGGGGAGGGAGGGAGGCUCUGCUCCGGCUGCCGCCGCUACCGCUGCACGGCUCUAUCGUGGGCUCCGUCCGCCGCAGACAUGAUCCACAGCCUGUUCCUGAUCAAUGCCUCGGGGGACAUUUUCCUGGAGAAGCACUGGAAGAGCGUUGUCAGCCGCUCCGUCUGCGACUACUUCUUCGAGGCGCAGGAGAGGGCCUCGGAGGCAGAGAACGUGCCGCCGGUGAUCCCCACGCCGCACCACUACCUCCUCAGUGUCUACCGCCACAAGAUCUUCUUCGUGGCCGUUAUCCAGAGCGAGGUGCCGCCUCUCUUCGUCAUCGAGUUCCUGCAUCGCGUCGUCGAUACCUUCCAGGAUUAUUUUGGUGUCUGUUCAGAGGUGAUGAUCAAGGACAAUGUUGUGGUAGUUUAUGAGGUGCUGGAGGAGAUGCUGGACAAUGGCUUUCCAUUGGCAACGGAGUCCAACAUUCUGAAGGAGCUGAUUAAACCUCCGACCAUCCUGCGCACAGUGGUCAACACCAUCACAGGAAGCACUAAUGUGGGUGACCAGCUUCCUACAGGACAGUUAUCAGUGGUGCCCUGGAGACGUACUGGUGUAAAAUACACCAACAAUGAAGCUUACUUUGAUGUGGUUGAGGAGAUAGAUGCAAUCAUUGACAAAUCAGGUUCCACAAUUACUGCUGAAAUCCAAGGGGUGAUUGAUGCCUGUGUCAAGCUAACUGGGAUGCCAGACCUUACCCUCUCCUUUAUGAACCCUCGGCUGCUGGACGAUGUCAGCUUCCACCCCUGUGUGCGCUUCAAGCGCUGGGAGUCGGAGAGAAUUCUGUCCUUCAUCCCACCUGAUGGGAACUUUCGCUUGCUCUCCUACCACGUCAGUGCUCAGAAUCUGGUGGCAAUUCCUGUCUAUGUCAAACACAACAUCAGCUUCCGUGACAGCAGCUCCCUGGGACGCUUUGAGAUCACAGUGGGGCCGAAGCAGACCAUGGGGAAGACCAUAGAGGGAGUGAUGGUAACUAGCCAGAUGCCCAAAGGUGUCUUAAACAUGACCCUCACCCCCUCUCAGGGAACACAUGUCUUCGACCCAGUUACAAAGUUGCUGUCGUGGGAUGUGGGGAAAAUAAACCCCCAGAAGCUGCCAAGCCUGAAGGGGAGUGUGAGCCUGCAAGCUGGGACUUCAAAACCAGAUGAGAACCCCACCAUUAACCUGCAGUUCAAAAUUCAGCAGCUGGCUAUAUCUGGACUGAAGGUGAACCGCUUGGACAUGUAUGGGGAGAAGUACAAACCCUUCAAGGGGAUAAAGUACAUGACUAAGGCUGGCAAGUUCCAAGUCCGAACCUAGAGCAUCCUGCUAGUGAGGAGCAGCACUGUUCUGUUUCUUCUGUCCCUGACUGCUGGAUGCAGCCUCUUAUCCCAUCCAUCUGUUUAGGGUUGCUCCCUUGCCUCUAGCAGCAUGAGCAGGAGAGCCAGUGUAUAGGGUGCUGGGGAGCAGGGAAAAGCAAUGCUGACCUGAAACCAUCUCAUCUCUAGCUGAGUCUGAAGUAUUUGGAACAAUGGCAGAUGGGAGAGGUGUUCAGAUCCCUUGGGAUUAGUGAGUCAUGGAUGCAAGCUUGUAUCAUCUUCAUUUUGCUGUCUUCAAGUACAUUCUAGGGGAUUUAUUGCCUUUUGAACCUCCUUUAUAUCCCUGCUGGCUUUUAUACCCUUGUAGAGUGAUACAAAGUUGAAUUCCCACAAACUUCAACUCCACUGUGACAGUCCAGGAUCUGCCCUUCUCCAUCACUGGGCAUUAAGGUGGAGAGCUGUAUAGUUCUUGGCAGCAGAGAGAUCAUGUAGCCUCUGCCUCAGGACUGGAAGAAGCGGGAAGGCAGGUUGUCAGAUGUUAAGGAGCCUGAGAUGGGGGAUGGUGCCACAGAGGGGGAAAGGGAAGAAGUGGAAGCUUUUUGUGGGUAUUUCAUAAGCCAUCUUGGUCAUCAGGUAUCUUGAAUCUCUGAAGACAGACUGGAAACCCACUCAAAUCUUCAUAAGGUAUCCUAGAAGGGCUGAUGGUAGCACGUGUGGUGUGGUACUGAUGGGUGGAGACAUCUGAAUGUACAUCUGCUUCUCUGUCAGUAUUUGGAGGCAGCUUCUUUAGAGGGUCAGGGAAAAGACAGGCAGGAGAAUUUUUGUGGAGACAGCACUCUGGACAACAAAGCUGUGGCUGAAGGAAGAUAGUAACUUGUGGGAACUUCUGUUUGUCUCUGCCCAUUGCACAUGAAGGUGAUGCCACUGUUCUCCUGCUCACUGCUGGCUGUCUUUGGCAUAGUUGUGUGCUGGUACCUUGGUAGUUUUUCUGGCUGUCCUACCUCACUGUAGUUCCUGUAUCAGUCAGCUGCUGUGCAGGUGGCUUCAAGCCUAUACUGGAUUUUCCCUGGGACCAUUUCUUGUGCAGGAGCUCUAGCUGCACCUGCCCAUUCCAGUCUGUGUUGCAUCUCUGUAUAGCAUCAAUAUGAAACUGGAAGCAUCUGCACUGUUCCACAUUGUCUGUGAUGUGUUCUCUGGCCACUAGAUGCCAAGGUGUGAUCUCUGUGCUAGCACAGCUUGUUCCUCUGCUGCUGUACAUGGGGCUACAGCUUCUGGCUGUGGAGUCCAGAUGCUUGUGAGCAGAACAAGGUGACCCUAAACAAAGGGUAGUAUCCAUUCUGGUUUGCAUGUGGUGGAUCCUUGCAGUGGAUGAGUGGUAUCUUGCUUGUGGAAUGGCAAGCUCCAGUGCAGCUGAAGCCAUAGCAGGCGACCUCGCUGCUGAGCAUGUUCAGUGCAAAUAAAACCUUCAGCAAAGGCAUCAAUAAAGGUCAUUUUUACAUGU
This is a messenger RNA of Dryobates pubescens (Downy woodpecker), 3149 nucleotides long. RefSeq names its product adaptor related protein complex 3 subunit mu 2 (gene AP3M2). Lineage: Eukaryota; Metazoa; Chordata; Aves; Piciformes; Picidae. Gene Ontology annotation, biological process: intracellular protein transport; endocytosis. Gene Ontology annotation, cellular component: clathrin adaptor complex; cytoplasmic vesicle. The record is from RefSeq and is a predicted model, not a curated record. The transcript has 8 exons. The coding region runs from base 294 to 1649 and encodes 451 amino acids.